CGCACAGCCGGGUGGGCUGAGGGGCGGCGGCAGUCUGGGAGCCUGGGAAGUUUGGGCCGCCGCUGGCCGCGCUGCGCUCCGGAGCCAGGCUGAAGCCCGGAGAACCAGGGGGCAGGAGGACCGACUUACGGACGCCCUCGGGCACGCUGCCACCGUCUCGCGUCCUCUUCCCUGGAAAAGUGUUUAAGCUUUAAAAAUGUCAUCCAUCAAACACCUAGUUUAUGCAGUUAUUCGUUUCUUACGGGAACAAAGUCAGAUGGAUGCUUAUACUUCAGAUGAGCAAGAAAGUUUGGAAGUUGCAAUUCAGUGCUUGGAGACAGUUUUUAAAAUCAGCGCAGAAGAUACACAUCUAGCAGUUUCACAGCCUUUGACAGAAAUGUUCACAAAUUCCUUCUGUAAGAAUGACAUUCUGCCUCUCUCAAACUCAGUGCCUGAAGAUGUGGGAAAAGCUGACCAAUUAAAAGAUGAAGGCAAUAACCACAUGAAGGAAGAAAAUUAUGCUGCCGCAGUGGAUUGCUACACACAGGCGAUAGAAUUGGAUUCAAAUAAUGCAGUUUAUUAUUGUAACAGGGCUGCUGCUCAGAGUAAAUUAGGUCACUACACAGAUGCAAUAAAGGAUUGUGAAAAAGCAAUAGCAAUUGAUUCAAAGUACAGCAAGGCCUACGGGAGAAUGGGGACAGUCGAGGUUGUCACCAAGCAGAACGGAGAGAAUCCAGACUUACAGGAUCUUGGAGUUAGAAGGCUGGCCCUCACUGCUAUGAAUAAAUUUGAAGAAGCAGUUACAAGUUAUCAGAAAGCAUUAGCUCUUGAUCCUGAAAAUGAUUCCUAUAAGUCAAAUCUGAAAAUAGCAGAACAGAAGUUAAGAGAGGUAUCUAGUCCUACAGGAACUGGAUUGAGUUUUGACAUGGCUAGCUUAAUAAAUAAUCCAGCAUUCAUUAGUAUGGCAGCAAGUUUAAUGCAGAAUCCUCAAGUUCAACAGCUAAUGUCAGGAAUGAUGACAAAUGCUAUUGGGGGACCUGCUGCUGGAGUUGGGGGCCUGACUGACUUGUCUAGCCUCAUCCAAGCGGGACAGCAGUUUGCUCAGCAGAUACAGCAACAGAAUCCUGAACUUAUAGAGCAACUUAGAAAUCACAUCCGGAGCAGGUCAUUCAGCAGCAGCACUGAGGAACAUUCCUGACUUGACCAGAGCCCCUGGUCUAGAAUGCAAGUGGUGAUGGCUCUGAAGUGUUUGCUGUAGAUAGUGGCCAAAACAAAAACAAACCUAAAAAAUAAAUCUGUGUAGACAAUAGGUUUAUCACAAACAGACUUGAACAUAACAUGAUUCCUUUGUAAAUGAGUGAUCAUCAGUAGCCUUGUUAAGUGUUGGUAUAGCACUUAACUGGAGAGGGUUCCAUUUUCAAAUUUUCAUCAUAUUUGUAUACUCGACUUAAUAGCAGAGUAUAUUUAUUGAACAGUAGGGCUGUUUACUGGUGAGUUCUCCAGCACCAAACUCCUGUCAGCAAACUUUCUGAAAUGGGAGAUGCCUAGGAGGAAAGGUUUCUUACGCUGAUUUAGGGGAAUUAUAUUUGCCACUGAGCAGCAUCUCUGGAGAGAAGUUCAUUACUGGGUUUAGCUUUGAUAGUGCAAUCCGUAAUGAACAGAUAUGAUAGGGGCCAGUACUAUCUUUAAUGUUGCUUAUUCUGUUGGGUGACAAAACCUUAAGCGUUGCUGGAAAGCAGUAUUCACUGUUGUUUAGGAAAGAAAAAAAUAGAUGCUGUGAAUGUAUAGAAAGUGAAUGUAGGGUGCUCAGGUGUUUUGCAUAGUUCUUAACUAAUCUUGCCUACAGUUUGGUAUUGAUAACAUUAGCAUGGCCACAUGUGCUAAGUACAUAAUAAAAUACAUUUAGAAAUCCUUAAUGGUCACUGGUUAGGUCAGUUGUGUAACUAUUCAAUUUAACUAGCACAGUUUCCCCAGUGGUGACCUUACCAUGGAAACUCUCAACUAUAUAUUUAAAUAAGCCAGUGGCUUGGCCAUUAAGUUAAGGAUUUUCUAGGUGGCAUUUAAUUAUGUGCCUGUAAACACUGAUUUUUUUAAACUCAGUAAUUAUUUGAUGGGUUACAAAAAGCAUCUAUCACUAACACUGCCUGUUCAUAUUAAUCCUCUGCUAUAACUUGGCUUGGCAUGUCGCUUUUAUGCUUAACAUUAAUUUGAUGCAGCUUAAACAUAACAGGGGACGAAAUAUUUUACUGAAAAUAGAAUGCAUAUUAGUUAGUGUAGAGAAGUGGCAUUAAAACUAUUAGUGGAAUGGCUUUAACUACAGUGAUGGAUGAGACUAUUCUAAUUCCAACUGGAAUUUCUUUGGUUGAUUAUGAAAUUGGCAAGACUGGCGGACACAUAAUGGAUUUCACAAGUGUUGCAUGAGAGAACUGAAAUUGAAAUUGAAAAUGAUAUAAAAUUAAAUCAGUAAUACUGAUGGUGAUCAGGAUUUUACUAUAACUGUUCUCAAAAGGCUAAUUACUCAGUAUCUUGAAGUUUAAAAACCAACUUUCCCUUUUUUCCCUUUGUGAGAUUAGAACAGUGAUUCUAUAAUUUCACUGUAAGAGUCACCUGGGAAUUCGUUAAAAAUGCAGAUUCAGGGGCACACUUUUCAAUUUGUAUUUAGUAGUCCCUGUAAUAAGAUCUGGGAAUCACCAUUUCAAACAGUACACCAAGUGGUUCUGAUGUAGGUCCAAAGGACUCUAAUUUAAAGCAACACUAGGUUAGAGAUUUCUCCUCUUUUAGGCCAGCAAAUACCUAACUGCCUGGGUUCAGUCUACAAGGAAGAGCUCCAUGAACCUACAGUUUUGGUCAGAGAAGAGCAGGACUUUAAGGAAGCCUUCUGAAUUAAGUCUCCUCUAUUACAUGUAAAUCAACUUAAUUUUUCAUUUAGUUAAAUUCAGCUCCUGGUGUGCAGAUGUUAUACAGAAUGAAGUACUAGCCAUGAUGAUGAAAGUGAUGACUGUCAUGAAAAAAAAAAAGCAAAGUUGAUCCUUAAUUAAAAAUGUCACUCUUGGGAAUUUCCUGGAGGUCCAGUGGUUAGGGUUUGGCGCUUUCACUGCUGAGGGCCUAGGUUUGAAUGCCUGGUUGGGGAACCAAGAUCCCACAAGCCGCAUGGCCAUAAAUAAUAAUAAUAAAUAAAGUCACUCUUAUCCAGUGUUGAGUAAGAAAAGGUUCCCAGUGUAACUAUCUUGAGUGCAUUAAAAAUGCUUUCAAAUUAGUAAAAUUGGUAAGCCUCUAACUGACUAGGAAAAUAGAGAAAAUAAUAUGUAUCAACAGUAUCAGAAGUGAAAGAGAGGAUAUCACUGCAGACCCUGCAGACAUUAGAAAGAUAAUUAGAAAAUACUAUGAUCAGUUCUAGGUCCAUGUAUUUAACAACGCAGAUGAAACAGACAAAUUCCUUGUUUAAGAUACAAACUACUAAAGCUCACUGAAGAAAUAAGAUAUCAUCCAGAAAAGAAAGCUAUAGGCCCAAUUUCAGUGAUGAAUUCUACCAAACAAUACCAAUUUUACACAAUCUCUUCCAGAAAACAGAAGAGGAAACACUUCCCAACUCAUUUUAUUUUGUCAUUACUUUGACACCAAAAUUGAAGACAUUGUAAGAAAAAACACUUUAAAACAAUAUCUUGAUUCACUAAUAUCUGUAGGUAAUUAAGGUAGCCAUUCUUUUUACAUGAAGUAAUGUGAAUUGGUGUACUUAUUCCAUUUCAUCUUUCUAGUUUCUUUUCUAAUAUGCCACCCAUAAUAAAUUAAACCUAGAUAAUCUGUCCACCUACCUGGAUUUCCAUUCUAUUCAAGCCAGCUUGCUCUUUAAGUACUUUCAUCACUUUGGAAUUACUGCAUUGCACGCUAUUUCAAGACGGUUUUGUGUAGCUGUGUUGGCUACUCUUAAAAUGAUAAAGAAUGCUCCAAAUGUUAUAUUGCUUGUCUGAAACAAGAGGGCAUUAAAAAUAAAUCUUUAUACACAUUCUACUUAGGAAUGAUUGACUUCCAUUAACCACUUUUCAUUAUAGUAGCUAUAGCUGUUAUGAUGCUAUGUAAAAUUUACAAUGUCCUUUUUAUGCAAAUGACAUUUCCAUUUAAUGUACCAAAUUGUUUUUCUAGUUUUUAUAAUAUGGUUUAAACAGAUCCUUUCUAAGAUGACAUUAUCUAACCUUAAAGAAGGAACAGUAUGUGUCUAGGUUAUUGCUUAUAAAAGGAGUCUUUGUAAUUACACGGUGGAUUCCAAGUGACCAUUAUAUGUUACUUUUAAAAUUUGAAACAGAGUGAAACAGAAGGCUCAGUCACGAGAAGAUGCUUGAAAAGUUAUUGAAGUACCCAGUGCAGUGGCUAUAAAGUCUUGUUUCAUCAUUUAAUUCAUUGUACUCAUUUUGGAGGAAAGACAGACUUCAAUUUUACACUGCUUGCACUUUAUUUUGCACAGACAUUUCACUGAUUACCUCUCCAAUUUAAGGACAAAUCUCAUUCUGAAUAUAGCUUUCAUUUUGGACCAAACAAUUUGUCAUGGCAAUAAAUAAUUAUGCAUUUAAGAAAAA
Hippopotamus amphibius kiboko is the source of this 4550-nucleotide messenger RNA. It is a transcript of the gene SGTB, whose product is annotated as small glutamine rich tetratricopeptide repeat co-chaperone beta. The record is from RefSeq and is a predicted model, not a curated record. The coding region runs from base 197 to 1177 and encodes 326 amino acids. Gene Ontology annotation, cellular component: TRC complex; membrane. The transcript has 12 exons. Gene Ontology annotation, biological process: post-translational protein targeting to endoplasmic reticulum membrane. Lineage: Eukaryota; Metazoa; Chordata; Mammalia; Artiodactyla; Hippopotamidae. Gene Ontology annotation, molecular function: protein binding; molecular adaptor activity.